UUGUACUAACGUUGUUAGUUACCCUGUGAUGCCCACUUCUAGGUGUGUCAGGUGGGGCCCAGCAGAUUUGCCAGAGGGGGAGACCGAGGCAACGUUGGAGAAUAUGAAGAGGGAUAUGCUGAACAUCUACUCAGAGGAAGGAAUGAAUGGGGCAGAGAGAGCAGAACCAAUGAUGGAAAAGACAUACAUCAUCCUGCGGAAAUACCUUAACAAAGAGCCUGCUGCAGCAAUGUCUGAGAUCAAACAGGAGUGGCCAUUUCUCUUCUCUCAGAAAUGCCUAUUCUCACACUUUGGCCUCCUGACGGACGUCAAUGUCCUUCAGAAUUUGAGUUUGAUGCUUGAAGUUGAUCCAUGUGCCACUUCUGUGGACGUCAAUACUUCAGAGCUCCCCAGCACCCCCUGCUUGAUCAUUCAAGGUGACACGAUGAAGCCCUCUGGAUGGCUUAUAUCCAUCGAGGGACAUGUCGUGAUGGGCCCACACCCUUUCUUUUUGCACGGAGUAGCUGCUUUCUUCAGCAGCUAUUACGUCUUCAACCUUGAGUAUCCUGCCACUGGAUCAUCAACGCUGGAGUUCAUUCAAAGGUGCUUCCUGGGCAUCAAUCCUGAAAGAGGCUCAAAGACCAAGAAGCGGACAACAAUGAACCCUCAUGUGAGCACCCUUUGGAGGAAACUUGUUGACUUUGAGUGGGCAUCAUAGUAUUUUUUUGCAGCAGUAGUUUUCAGGCUCAGUUUUGAGUAGCCUCG
Messenger RNA from Cololabis saira (Pacific saury), 744 nucleotides. RefSeq lists its product as uncharacterized. NCBI's taxonomy places the organism in Eukaryota, Metazoa, Chordata, Actinopteri, Beloniformes, Belonidae. The transcript is spliced from 6 exons. The record is from RefSeq and is a predicted model, not a curated record. The coding region runs from base 29 to 697 and encodes 222 amino acids.